Phanerochaete carnosa HHB-10118-sp is the source of this 3138-nucleotide messenger RNA. RefSeq lists its product as uncharacterized. Bases 249 to 1493 code for a protein of 414 amino acids. NCBI's taxonomy places the organism in Eukaryota, Fungi, Basidiomycota, Agaricomycetes, Polyporales, Phanerochaetaceae. Gene Ontology annotation, molecular function: aspartic-type endopeptidase activity. The record is from RefSeq and is a predicted model, not a curated record. The transcript is spliced from 18 exons. Gene Ontology annotation, biological process: proteolysis.
GUUACUUCCGUCGACGACGGAACCAUCUGAUGGCUAUAACAACAACGAAGCACUCUCCCAGCCCUUCUUAGUGAUACGCUGAGAGUAGCGAGCAAAGUCAUGGACACGCUGUCGCCUGUGCCGAGCACGGGUUCCUGAUGUCCUCCUGAUCCUGUUGUUCACUCCCUCUUUUAACGACCGCCUCGGUGUAUAAAGGCUACCACUGAGGCCAUUUGCUCCGCAGGACUACUACUGUUCUCUUCCCAAGCAUGCGUGUUCGCCGCUUCCUCCUGGCCUCCUCUCUCGGUCUCCUGGGUACGGCCUACGCCACCCCAAUGACUGUGCGGAGUGCGCCUGUCACGCUGCCCGUAGCAAAGCGCGUGAACACGACCGGCACGCUCAACCUCGUGGCGCAUGACAGAGCUCGUGUGGCAGGGCUGCGCGCGCGUAGUACCGGCGGCGCUCUGCAAUCCGACUCGAUCGUCGGGAGCGCACCUUCGACGAACCAGGCAGUAGACUACGUCGCAAGCAUCGAAAUUGGGAACCCACCGACGACCUAUUCGCUUCUUGUGGACACGGCGAGCUCGAAUACGUGGGUCGGCGCCAUGCAACCGUAUGUCCAAACGGCGACCAGUGUCCAGACGCGCGACUCUGUUCACGUAACGAUAGGUGCGGAUGAGUCUAUGAGCGGCAUCGAGUUCAAUGACCAGGUCUCUAUCGGAAAUGGAGAUGGACUCGUCAUUAUUGGCCAAUCUAUCGGCGCGGCAACGGAUACGACAGGUUUUGACGACAGCGACGGUAUCCUUGGUCUCGGCCCAACAUCCCUCACGAUUGGAACCCUCUCGCCAGAUACGACACAGAGUGUCCCGACGGUGGUAGACAGCCUCUUUCAGCAGGCAGUAAUCCAGCAGGACCUCGUCGCCAUCUCGUUCGAGCCGACGAACAGCGUCGGGAACGCGAAUGGCGAGCUUACGUUUGGCGGCACAGACUCAAGCAAGUUUAUUGGAUCGAUUGACUUUACACCGAUCACGACGACGAGCCCGUCGAGCAAUUUUUGGGGCAUCAAUCAGCAGAUUCGGUAUGGCACGAACACGAACAUUCUCUCCGAGACCGCCGGGAUCAUCGACACGGGCACGACGCUCAUGCAGAUCGCCACUGAUGCAUUCCAGCGCUACCAAACCGCCACCGGGGCGGUACUAGACGACAACACUGGCCUAUUGUCGCUUACGCUCGACCAGUUCUCAAGCCUGCAGAGCCUGUCCUAUGUCAUUGGCGGCGUCACGUUCGAGUUUACCGCGAACGCGCAGAUCUGGCCUCGUGCCCUGAACGACGCGAUCGGCGGCGAUGACCAGCACGUGUUCCUCGUUGUGAGCGACAUCGGCUCCAACUCAGGCUCCGGCCUCGAUUUCAUCAAUGGCAUGACCUGGAUCGAGCGGUUCUAUGUCGUCCUCGAUACGGGCAACCAGAGGGUUGGAAUUGCCAACACGCCGUUCACGCAGGCCGGCACAAAUUAGCCGAGGUUGGUGCGGGAGAUUCUAUGCGACGGCAGGUCGAGUUUUUGGGGCUCGAUAUCGUCAAGAUGAGAUUAAGUCUUCGUACGAGAAUAUAUACUACACGCUCAGCAAAGCUCCGCAAGCACGCCUACGGCUGGGAAACGGGAUAUGUUACAUGCCAACGAAAACCGAAAAGUGUUCUACAACCAUGGAAAGGGUGAGUAGAGUAUAGAUACAGGACCGGCACCGGUAAAAGAGAGUGAAUACACGUCUACUCCAUGCUAUGACAUCAAAAGUGAUACGCUAGCGAAUCCAACCUCUUCCUUCGUCCUUGACUGCAUCCUUCUUUCAUAGAGUCGACUAGUCGACGUCGUUCCAACUUCCAGGAAGGUCGUGGCCGUCGUGACUGUUGUGGCGUUGAGAACCGCCACGGCUGUUGCCCUGCGAGCCACGGCGCACAUUUGGGCCCGAAGUGUUCCUGCUGUCAUGCUGGUUGUUCGGGCUUUGGUUGUUUCCGGUGGCCUGCUGCCCCGUGCUCGACGCAACGUUCUGGAUGAUGUUGAAAAAGCUGCCGAGGAAGCCUCCGGGUAUAUGCUGCUGGUUCUGUCCGCGCGGUGACGAUGGGCCAUUGUUGUUUGCACCCGUGCUGGGAUUGCCGCGAUUGUUGUUGCUGUCAGUAUUGUUGUUGGGACUAGAGCUGCUCGCAGGACCGGCACCAGAAGAACCGUGCGAGGGCUGAGGGACAAGCUGGUGCCUGCAGACAGGGCAGGUACCACUGGACUUGAGCCAGGGCAUGAUGCAUGGCUCGUGGAAAGGAUGCUUGCAGGGAAGCAUGACGACAACUUGUUCGUUCGGAUCUUCUGUUCCAAGCUGGAACUGCUCUUUACACACCGCACAGUCUUUCUCGAGCAGUGGGGAUCCUUCCACGAGCACCUCGCGCGGGAGGUUCUUCAUAAUUUCCUCCGUCGCCGCAACGGGAUGUCCUUGGGAAUUCUCCAUAAGCUGAGUGAUAAUCUGAUCGAGCGCUUCCUGGUUGAAGACAUAGUCCCCAAACCUGCCUGCUUCAGCACCUGGGGGCAUCAUGCCUUCCAAGACAUCACCCAUGGGGCCGUUGCGGUUGGGAUUCGAGAGCAUAGCGAGUAAGUAUUGGAACAUGAGUGAUCCAUCAAUCGUAUCCCGCCCUUGUUGUGGUCGUCGUCCCCCGAAAUUUGGGACGUAUUCUGAAAAGAGGGGAAUAUCGCCUGUUCUUGCGGGCCCUGCCGAGAACGUGGUUCGCGGUCCUUCACCUGGAGUGCUUGUUCGGUUGAUGCGUAUUGUAUAGCCCGAGUUCUCGCCCAUUGUUGGUAGAGUUGUUCUGCUACCCGCGAGCGGUGGGGACCGUGCCUGUCCUGGAGGAGUAGCGCUUGUUCGAAGGAGAUUGUGCAGUCCGAAAAGAAGGUUAUCCGCUCCAAACGGGUCGUCUUCCUCUCCGAAGCCAUGCGCGAACUCGCGCGGAUCGUCCGUUGGAUUCUCGAGCUUCUCAACAAAUGUUCCGUUGCACGAUGCGCAAUGGGGAUCUGGCACCAUUAACGGGCGCAUCUCGGCAUGGCACUCAUGGCAGUACCAGAGGGGCUCUCUGCUCGACAUCGUUGUUGAAAGUGGCGGUGGAAGACGCAGGUAUGCGCUG